UUGAGUAAUAAAAGAAAUAUUAUAUUUGAUUCCAACGGAUUACUAUCAAAGUUUUAUUAAGAACAUUUCUAUGUCACUAAGCAAACAAAUAACAGUAGAACAAAACCUGCUUGAAAUGCAGGGAUUCAAGUAUAGAUAGUCUAACAAUUAAGCCAUAACAAAAGGGAAAGAUGGCUUAGAGAAACUAGACAAUCUUUUCUUAAUCGGUUUUUUUUUAAGAAGUGAUAAGGAGUUAGAACUGUAAGGAGUUAUCAUAAGAAAUCAAGGUAGACUUGCUUCUAUUUUACUUAUGUUUUGGUCUGAAAUUAUGGUUUUCAGGGUGUGAAAAUCGUGGUUAGUAAAAAUGAUAACACAAAGAUUGUGAAUACGGAUAAAUUAUAUCGAGGUAGCCAUGCAUUAAGGUUUGGGCAUAAUCGAACAAUGAAAGUCGAAAAGAUGCUUAGGAAAAAGUGUUUUUUAUCAACGAGAAAUAAGAGUGUGACCAUGAAUUACAUUUACCAUAUCUAAAAUGGUUAACCAUGGUAAAAAGCGCUUUUGAGAAACUAUGCAGUAGCUCUAGGAAACUGCCAGUAACUACUUGUAACCUUCACAAUACUCUGCAAGUCAUGCAUAGACACUGUGCCUUUGAAAACGCAGUUGAAUUUUACUUUCAUUUAAAAUGAUGGAUCAUUUUGUAAAUCGCACUACUUCAAAUUGCAAAAAGCUUCAAUAAAAUCCCAUUAAAGAUAAGCAACUUAGGAUUGAGAAACUUUUACGAGAUAAAUAUACGCUCGGAUAGUGAUGACGCCUUUUUUAAAAAAAUAAGGUGAGAUUAAUUACAGUUUUCAUUGCAUUGUCCGCUUUUAUUAAUUUUGCAUGUUAUUCUCACUUUUGGUGUGACUCUGUAUCAAAUUUUACGCUUAUCGUCAAAAAGCUAUGAUUCUUAAAAGUAUCUGAAGCUAUCACUUCAAAGCUCUUGAAAGUCUUUUACAAUAGAAUAUCUAAAAAUCAUUUUUAUGCUUAUCAUUUUUAAAGAUCAAUGCUAUUCACUCCUACAUCUAUGAGUUUGUAGACAUUAAAGAAUUAGAAAACUAGGCAUUUACUUCAGUUUUGUAACUUUUCACAAAAUUUGUCUUGCAUUUCUCUGAUAGACUCAAAAGUACACUUAUUAUAGGUAGUUUCUAAUCACUUUCUUAGAUACAUUCAUUAUUAUAUCAUAAUAUGUGAAGAAGAAAAAUCAGUAGGUGUCUCAUGAAUCUAUAAACCGAAACUGAAGUGUAUUAAUAAUUUAAGUAGAAAAGAAGGUUAGGAUCAGUGUAAGACUUCUUAAAUCUAGAAAAAAGAUAACAAGGGUAAUGGCUUAUUAUUGUUCUCCUAUUUCAACAUUUUCAAUAUCUCUAUAUCAUGUUUCUAUCAUUUUAACUUUAUCUGAUACCAUGAUAAGUACUUCCUUAUAUGUUUUAAGUAUCAAAGCUACCUGCCUAAUUUGACGCUGAUAACAACUUUCUAGUGGCGAAAGUGUAACUAAGGGCUUACCGUUAAUACUGCAUUACUAUGGCAAUAAAGCUUAGAGAAAAGCAUUUAUUUAUGACGAGCAAAACUGGCAAGACGAAAUAUUGAGGUGCUAUUGGUGCUUGCAUGGAGCAGGGUAGAGCCUUGCAAGAAUAGCGACUAAUCUCUUUGCUAACUUUAAUGUUAGAGUUGAUGCUGUAUCAUUCUAGCAAAGAUUGCAAUGGUUCUGUGACUUCAUCUUCAAAAGUGGAGCUCUUACAACACUAUUGAAGCAGAUCUAUCAAAAGCUGAACAAUAUCCAGGGGAAUUUCUUAAUGGAAGCUUUUUACUGACAUUGACCUCGGAUUAGUUUGCAGCAAACUUUUUAAGAAAUGUAUUUUCUACAAAAGACAAUUGCUGACGGGCUAGCGUUCCUCAUUCUUUGCUCAUCUAUUGGCGUUCUGUUCGCUUUUGAUAAAGUUGAAAAUGAAACCCUAUCUGACAAACACAUCAAUAGCAUAGCAUUUAAAUCAGAACUGCUAAAAAAGCUGGAUACAGCGUUGCGUUACAAAAUCUUUGGUCGUGAAAAUUCAUCACAAGUUCUAGACUUUGAGAUCGUCUUUCCCUACACCGUGGACGGUAAAGGAAAGAAUACAAGCAAGAAAGUACAUAAAGCAGAAUUUGUAUAUCUUCAUUUCAAUGCAUUUGGGGAGGAUUUCAAACUGAAUGUCUCCGCCAACAAAGCUGUAAUUCCAGAGAAUCAAAUGAUAGAGCAUCACAGUGAGGAAGGUGUUGAGAGGCUGAUUGGAAAAGAGGCUACCUAUACGAUUGGGGAAGUCAUGAACAGUGGCGAUUCCCUGGUAGCCUUGGAUCAUUCAGUUGGCAUGAGUGGUAUGAUCUUCAGAGAAAAUCAGUUGUUUGUUAUCGCCCCAGUUCCUAGAAGUAUUCUUGAAGUUCAGGAGCAUGACAAAUCUCAUGGAGCACACAUUUUCUACAAAAAAUCUAACCUCUCUGAUCUCCAAUCGUUGAGGAAUAACUCUAAAAGUUUGAUAGGAACCUUUAAGAGACCUCAAGCCCCGUUUAGCUAUCGUCAAAGGCGAUCAAUUUUUAGGAAUCGACCAGAAAAAACUAUAGAGCUGAUGCUGGUUGGAGAUAAAACAAUGACAGAUUACUAUGGCAAAGACUUCUUGCACACCUAUUUGCUAGCGCAAGGCAACAUGGUUGCUGGGACAUUCCAGGAUAAGUCAUUGUCAUAUCCAGUAACGGUCGUUGUAACAAGAGUUGUUAUGCUAGAGAUAGAUGAGUUCAAAGGAGCACUUUCGACUCCUGAUCUGAUGCACAAGUUUCGAAAGUGGUUUUAUAGAAACAAUCCAGAAGAUGACAACGAUCCCUUACAUGUGGAUAAUGGAAUUCUAUUUUCAAGAGGUGCUUGUGCCGACGGAUGCACUUAUGCAGGCUGGGCAGGUGUUGGCAUUUGUUGGAAACCAACGAGCCAAUCUGCUGUUGUUGACAAGGGUCUUAUGUCGUUUCUGAUUGCCUCCCACGAGCUUGCUCAUAAUCUUGGCGUAACCCACGAUGCUGAUGACCAGAACACUGCAUGUCGAAAUGGAAUAAACCUUAUGUCAUCCGGUACUGGAAAUGGUGGGAGUGGGAUGGUCUGGUCAAAAUGUAGCUCGAAGGCUUUAGAGCUUAAUCUGCUCUCUAGCAGGUCCAAAUGUUAUGAUGACAAGCCAACAAGAACAUUUACAAAUGUAUCUUUCCAGCAUUAUGGUGUUGUUUACAAUGGUGAUCGGCAAUGCGAGCUUGCCUUUGGCAAAGGUUUCAAGCGCUGUCUUUCUCUUGCAGGUACGUGCGAACACCUCUAUUGUAAGAAAGCAAACUCAGUACUGUGCUACCCAACUACUCAUCCAGCGGCACACGGAACCUGGUGUGGAGAAAGACGGUGGUGCAUAUUUGGGGAGUGUGUUAGUGAUGGCACUAAGCCCCCGAAACCGUUGGAUGGUGGUUGGAGCUCAUGGGGUGAAUAUACUAAAUGCAAUCGUAAAUGCGGAGGUGGCAUGCAGUGGAGGAGAAGAAAUUGCACAAACCCAGCGCCACUUCAUGGUGGAAAGAAGUGCAUUGGACUUGAAAAUGGUCAUUUCAAGACAUGCAAUAUGAAACCAUGUCCCCCUGGUGUGCCAUCUUUUAGAGAAGAGCAAUGCCAUGCCAUUGGCUCCGACAAAACACCUAAUCUUAAUCCGGAUUCGCCUUGCACACUGAUCUGUUCCUGGGUCAUCUACGGCAGUACAGCAGAUGGCACUCAGGCAGUUCCAAAUCUACCAGAUACCUGUAUUUCUGGCAAGCAAAAGGAGGUUGGUUGUGAUUUGGAGCUUGAGUCUGGCACAAUAUUGGAUCGAUGUGGUACAUGUGGAGGUGAUGGCUCUGGCUGUGGUCACAUAUCUGGCAAAAAUAUGAAACCUUUCAGGAGCCAAGGAUAUCAUGAGGUAACAAAAAUACCAAAGGGAUCGAAAAACAUAGUGGUUCAAGAAAUGGGAUCAACAUAUCAUUUCCUUGGUGUCAGAGUUGGCAAAAGCAGGUCUUUGCUAUAUUAUCUCCCUCGGUGGUCAACGAGAACAAAAUGUGCUGGAGCAGAUUUGACUUACGUCAUGAACGCCUUUUCGUAUCCUGACAAAAUCAUCAUCAAAGGAGUGAUCCAAGAAGACAUAACAAUCAUCUUCUACAAUCUAUAUCUUAUUGGUUCAAGCAAAGGAGUCAAAUGGACAUACUUUAACUCAAAGAAAGGCACUAAGUCAAAACCAGAAUACUAUAUACGGAAAGGUUGGGGAAAAUGCAGCAAAACAUGUGCAGGAGGCAAACAGGAAAGACUGCUAGGAUGCAGGAGGCAAGAUGAUAAAUCUCCAAUUAGUUUGAAAUACUGCAAAAGUCUAGAAAAGCCAGCGUCAGUCCAGGACUGCAAUAUACAGCCUUGUCCACCAGAAUGGCACGUUCACCCUUGGAGCGAUUGCAGUAAAACGUGUGGGAAGGGAACACGCACACGUGACCACAACUGCGCUGAGUUACGAAGCAAUGAUAAGUACUUUGUCGUCAAGGAUCAAUCAUUGUGCAAAAGCAAGAAAGAGAAACUACCAUUGACAGAGAACUGUAACCAAAUCAAAUGCCCAAGUAUGUGGAAAUCAGGCAACUGGAGCAAGUGUUCUACGAGCUGUGGCAAAGGAUACAUGACCCGUACAGUUGAAUGCAAACGAAUAAAUGAAGAUGGAUCCAUCAAAAUUGUAAACGAGCUGGAAUGCUCUCGUAUGGCUAGGCCGUUUUCAAAAGAAUCGUGCAACGAAGAUGAGCCUUGCUCUGCUUGGCGGAUUGUGUUUGGUGAAUGCUCUAGGCAUUGUGGAGGAGGGCUUCAGUUUCCAAAGAUCGUAUGUAUGGCUGCUGGAGAGAAGGAAAGCAGUGUUCUUUGCUCUCAUGAUGAGAUGCCAGACCUAUUAGCAGUUAAGCCAAAACCCUGCAAUUCAAAGAAAUGUAAAAAAAAGUAUGACUGGAAAUUGCUUGAAGGAACGUGUAGUGUCAGCUGUGGAAACGGAACAAUACCAUUAAAUGUGACAUGCAGAAAGGAAAUCGAUGGCAGCAUCGUUUCUGACAAGCAUUGCAAAAUGUUGCCAAAGCCUCUUUCUUCGAAGCAGUGUUAUGCUGGAGACUGUCCUGUUAUCUACAUUUGGAAGAUAUCAAAAGGUGUCUGCAGUGUCACUUGUGGGUCAGGGACUAUCAAGAAAGAUGUUGAAUGCUACCGAGAAAUCGAUGGAGUUAAGGUCGACCCAUUGAACUGUGACCCAUCUUUAAAGCCUAAGGUUGGUCCAACAGAUAACUGUAAAAUGUUUGAUUGCCCUCCAGUCUACAAUUGGACAGUUUCCUUUAGUGCGUGCAGUACCUCUUGCGGAAAUGGGUUUAAGACUCCGAUUAUUCAGUGCCAAAAGGUGAAUGGCUCAUAUGUUGAAGACAAAUCAAAAUGUACAUCACAAAUUCCAACUGUGGUUCAAAUGAAAUGCAACGAAGGCGAAUGUCCUCCUUCAUAUUCUUACAAACUUUCCUAUGGCGAAUGUAGUGUUACUUGUGGAACAGGUUUCAAAAAGGCUAUAGUGAAAUGUAUAAUGGACAUUACUGGUACAGAAAUGGAGGAGAGUUUCUGUACAGGGAAGAAACCACGUGUCAAGACUAAGAAAUGUGAAAUGCCUGCUUGUCCUCCAUCAUAUCAUUGGGUUCACAGAUAUAGUAUUUGCCCCGCACUAUGUGGAAAAGGAUAUUAUAUGACGAUACUGCAUUGUAAAGAUGACAAAAAUAUGACAGCAAAUUGGGAGAAGUGCAGAGAUAAUUCAGCACCAACUCCGGACAAAAAAACCUGCAAUUCCAACAUACCUUGUGAAAGCGGCAAUAAAAACAUCAAGAAGAAUUAUGUUCCGCUUGGCUGCUUUAAUGAUCAUUCUGGACGAAGACCUGUUCCCUGGUUCAUCAAGGAUUUCAGACCCCGAAUCAUUUGGAGAGAUAUGUCUCUAACUGUACAACAGUGCGCAAAUGCAAUAGCCCACAGGCGUAGAACUGGCAAACCGAAAGCAAAAGUCAGUUAUUUUGCUUUACAAUUUUAUGGCGAAUGUUGGGCUGGCGAUGAAUCUGUUUCGUAUCGGUACUUUGCUUUUGGUGCCUCAAAACUCUGUUACCAAGGGACUGGAGGAUCUUCAGUCAAUUUUGUUUACCGCUUAUUCACCAACAAAGAAUUAUACUCCAUACCACCUGUAAUCUUCACCGGAUGCUUUCAAUAUUCGAAAAACACCUUGUUGUUUCUCAUUGAGAAUUUCCGUGACGAAAUUGAUUGGAAUGCCGCUGUCAGUGAAGAACAGACAUCACAGAUCGUUUCCAAAUGCGCCAUUGCUGCAAGGAAAAGAGGCUUUAGCGCGUUUGGCUUGAAGAAUAGAGGACAAUGCUGGUCUGGACCUAAGGAUCCCUACAAGACCAUGACAUCUAAUGGAAAAACUGUCUCUGACUGCAAACACGAACUAGGCAGUGCUAGAUCACUAGCAGUUUAUGUCUUUAGAAAAUCAUAAAGAAAGAUUUCAACAGUUGUGUAGUUUUUAGCCCUUCAAAAACUAUGAUAUUCAUUUCAAAAGCAUCGAAUCAAUAUACGAAAUACGAAACUCUUUGCUCAUGAAAAGAAGUACUGUUAAGUACAAUUUGCAAUGUUUCUUUUCCAUUGCUGAGAGUUGUGCGAGAGUAUAUCUUUAUUGACAUAAACAUAUUAUUAUAACACCGCUCAACAAUUCUUUCAAUAGAUUUGUUUCUCUUCAUUCUGCCAAUACCUAUUUCACAAAAAACCCAGGUUCGAUUCUCCUUACAACUUCUCUCUUUUUCUGUCUGAAUUGUUUUCCUAUUUGAUGAAUUGAAGAUCUUUGAAAUCUAAGGUCGGUGUCUGCAUAAUUUCCAACAGACAAAACAGUCCUCGGUCUGAAUUUAAAGAGCAAAAUUUGCUUCGAUGUAUUUUUGUGACACUUGCUUUUCUUUGUUCAUUGUCCUACGCUUGGGCCUUUAAUUCAUAACGUAGCCUUGUCACUCAAUGGCUAAAUUGGUAUUAAUUUUAAGGCGGUACAAAUUUCUUGGGAAAUCAAAUGAAUUUGGAAAAUACAGUUAAAAGUUUGAAUUGUGGUAUGCAAGGGCCCUAGACGCACUGAUUUCUGACACAAACUCAUUAUCUUCGUCAAAGUGGAAAAUCGAGAAUACUUUUUCAAGUUGGACAAAGAUAAUCUGAUUUUUCCGCUUGGAAAUUCAAGCGCGCUGCAGUUCUUGUGUGAAGUUAUUGUUUGCUCUUAGGCUAAUGUAAUGUGGUUUAAUUGCUAAUAAUUUCCGUUUUCCAGAGCUCGUCCUGCUCUGGGGCAGGACGACAGAACUUUUGAGGGAUUAGUGAAUUUGGUUCAGUGGCAAUUUGGGUGGCGGCACUGGAAAAUCAGCAUUUGUUAACUAACAAGCUUAAUCCCUUUUCUCUAUGAACAAUAGAGAUUAAGUGUGCCAGAAGCUCUUCCCGAAAUCUUGUUCGGUAGGUCUAGGAUCAAAAAACAGAAGGAGUUCCAAAAUUGUACUUAAAUGAUAUUCAUUUGGUAAUACAAUUCUUACUGUACUAAUGGCAAAGCCAUAUCAAUAACCAGCGAAUGCCAAAAAAGGAUUCUAAUUUGUUACCUGACAGUGUGUCAUAUUUGUGGUUAGGAGCUUUAUAUUGUAUUAGUGCCAAUGAAAAGAGUGCAUUUUUAAUUCCGUGGAUGAGCAUUGAUGAGAUUGAAAUGUGUACACUUUUUUAUAAGAACUCGCUAUAAAAACGAUAUUGCUGUUGCUAAGUUCUUAUAUCGGGUUCUUCACGGCUCUUGCUAGCAAUAUUAUUCUUAGAAAAUCA
Molecule: messenger RNA, 7894 nt
Organism: Rhopilema esculentum
Lineage: Eukaryota; Metazoa; Cnidaria; Scyphozoa; Rhizostomeae; Rhizostomatidae
Source: RefSeq, a predicted model, not a curated record